AAUAAAUAAACAGUCAGUUAUUUGUCAAAUUAGUUAUGGCGGAACCAAUGUUAGGCAAGGACGUUCCCAACACCAUUGAGAAAGAAAAUGUUGAUUGUAAAGAACAAGUUUAUCUUGAAGAAACGUUUUAUAUUCUAUCCAAGAAGAAAUCUGUGUUUCGAGUCCGACUAACAUCUAAAGGACUGUCGUUGAUAAAAGAAACUGAUGAUAGCUCUAAAGAACAAACGAUUCUUUUACGAGACAUUAUUGGCAGUAAGUGUAUGAGAAGCAAGCGUCGCCGUGCAGGGGCUGGUUCCUGUGUUUGUAGUUCACUCGUGGGACCACAGCAGCUUAAAGUUGUAGAAGAGAAUAGCGGAGACCUGGACGAAAGUGACAUUAGCGCUUAUCUAUAUAUUUUCGCGUACACCUUAAAGCGCAGUCGUCGCUCUUUAAAAAGGGAAAGGACAACAAUAACAUUAAGGUUCCGCUCGUAUGAUAAAUAUGAAGAUAAUUACAAAGAGGCACAAAAAUGGAGAACUAGUAUUAAGUGUUUAAUAGCCAACCAGCCUAUAACUACGGUGAUCCCACAAAAUGAUAAGAAGUUGCUUAUCUUGCUUAACCCUAAAUCUGGGCCGGGGAAAGCGAGAGAGCUGUUUCAGACUAAAUCGGCUCCGUUACUCCAAGAAGCAGAAGUUCCAUACGACCUGCAUAUUACUAAAUACGCACAAUACGCCCGAGAAUUCGUUCGCACAAGAAAUGUUUACGGUUGGCGCGGUAUUGUGGCAGCGGGCGGUGACGGAGUCCUUUUCGAAAUACUGAAUGGCAUGUUUGAACGUCUGGACUGGCAACAGGCCCUAGCAGAGGUGCCCUUGGCUAUCCUACCUUGUGGCUCAGGAAAUGGCUUGGCCAGGACUAUCUGUUAUCAUUACAAUGAGCCGUACAUACGAGAAAACCUUACUGGCAUCUCCAUGGGCCUGGCUAGGGGCAGGGUAGCACCCAUGGACGUCGUCAGGGUUGAAACUAAAACCAAUAUUAUGUUCUCGUUCCUGUCUGUCGGCUGGGGUCUGCUCUCCGACAUCGAUAUCGAAAGCGAGCGUCUACGGGCCAUCGGUGGACAGAGAUUUGCCAUAUGGGCGCUGGCUAGAUUAGUCGGCCUAAGAAAGUACAAAGGGGUAGUUAGUUAUGCUAAAAUUAAAGAUGUUAGCAAUCUUCCGAAGCCCAAACUGCCCAUCACCCUCAGCCACAGCGUCAGUCAGGACGGCGCGCUCGACUCCCCCGACGCGGAGGCAUUCAUUGAUUGCGACGAGCAUUCCGAAGUGUUCACAAACGCCGUCAACGGCAAACAUCAGCGGGUCGAUUCCUGGUACUCGGUGAAUUCUAGGAGGAGUGCAUUUUACAGCACGAGAGGUUCCGAGUAUCACAGCGUUGCCAGCGGUGGCUCAGAGAUGCGGUCCCCGGUGCACGCUUGCAUGCACGGCCCGGCUUCCCAUCUGCCCUCUCUCAUGUCUCAACUGCCCUCCCACUGGGUGCACGAGGAGGGUGAGUUCGUCAUGGUCCACGUGUCGUACCAGGCGUACAUAGGAGAGGACUUGCUCUUCGCCCCGCGCUCGCAACUCUCCGACGGGGUCAUGUGGAUGCUUAUCAUUAAGGCGGGUAUUCCAAGAUCUCAAAUUCUAUCGUUCCUCCUGGGCAUGGGUCAAGGGACCCAUUCCGAUGUGAAUACAGAGUAUAUAAAAAUGAUUCCUGUCAGUGCAUUUAGAAUAGUUCCCGAGGGAUCCGAUGGCUACCUGACUGUCGACGGCGAGCUUGUAGAAUACGGUCCACUUCAAGCGGAAAUAUUCCCUAAUAUAGUUCACCUCCUUGUUCCCGAUACAAAAUAAUACGAGAUGUAUUCAAAUAAGGAUAUAGAUUCUUAAAUGACUGAUAUCAACCUGCCACUUAACCGAGCCUAUGUUGAGCAAUAAAAGACAUAAUAAUACGUUAUUUGAACGGUUGUGGUCAAAUCAACCUCUAUAUUAAAUUCUGUUCUCUAUUUACUGAUGGAAAAUUAUAUUAAGCAUUCCAUUGAAGUUGUGAUUUAAUUUUAAUAUUGUAUAACUACUGCAAUAAUAAUUUAUGGAUUUGUUUAAGUUAAACUUGUGAUAUUUUGUUGUAAGCUAUUCAAAAACAAUCACAUCUAGUUGCUAGUCAAGGUUGUCAAACAUAUGGAAAUAAGUGCCAAAUUUAUAUUGCACUUGCACACAUUUAACCAAGGAAUUGAUUAUUUAAUGCAAUUUUAUUUGUUUAAACAAGUUUUUAUUUACUAAUAUUUAAAUGAAGCUAAGCUUUGAAA
Messenger RNA from Papilio xuthus (Asian swallowtail), 2311 nucleotides. Its product is annotated as sphingosine kinase 1. Gene Ontology annotation, cellular component: intracellular membrane-bounded organelle; cytoplasm; membrane. Gene Ontology annotation, biological process: sphingosine biosynthetic process; phosphorylation. The record is from RefSeq and is a predicted model, not a curated record. The transcript has 3 exons. The coding region runs from base 36 to 1859 and encodes 607 amino acids. NCBI's taxonomy places the organism in Eukaryota, Metazoa, Arthropoda, Insecta, Lepidoptera, Papilionidae.